AUGAAGGAAGGAUCAAUUUCAAACUUCAAUCAGUUGAGGAAAGAAUUUAUAGAUGCAUUCCUUAUUAAUGCUAGAAGAAAGAAAGACGCUUCGUAUCUUCUGACCAUUAAACAAGAAGAGAAAGAGAGCCUGAAAGAUUAUGUUGAAAGAUUUCGUGCUGCUACCUUAGAAGUACAGGAUCUUCAAGCCACAGUGGCAAUAUCAGGAAUGCUUCAAGGGACAAGGUCAAGAGAUUUUCAAAAAUCCCUUUCCCUAGAUCAGCCCCUCACUUUGGGAGAUCUGUUCAGUCGAGCUAAUAAGUUUAUCCUUUCGGAGGAUAUUAUGAGGCACAUCAAUGCUGGAAACAGAGAUAAGAAAAGAAAAGAUAGAGAUGAAACAAAUGAUGAAGGGAGAACGACUGGAAGAGGAAAUGAACACAGACAAGUUCCAAAACUCAAAUUUGAGAACUUCACACCAUUGAGCCAACCACGUUCUACUAUCCUGGCAAGUAUAGAAGGAUCUGGGCUCCUUACCUUUCCUCCUAAGGCAAACAAGACAAUGGGCAAAUUUACGGACGCAUACUGCAGGUUUCACAAAACCCAUGGACACUCAACUGAUAGAUGCAGAGAACUAAUAAAUGAGAUUGAAUCUCUAGUGCGCCAAGGAAAGCUUAACAGAUUUGUCUACUCAGAAGCAUGGAGAAACGGGAAACCAUCUUACUCAAAAAAGGAAAGAUCUGAAGAUUACAAGGGGAUGAAUGAUAAAAAAGACUCCAAGACAAGGGAGAAAACCCCCCAUUUUAGACAACAACCCAUCUCACCCAGCAAUACAUGUUAUCAUCGGGGGUGA
Molecule: messenger RNA, 828 nt
Organism: Dioscorea cayenensis subsp. rotundata (Guinea yam)
Lineage: Eukaryota; Viridiplantae; Streptophyta; Magnoliopsida; Dioscoreales; Dioscoreaceae
Exons: 1
Coding region: 1-828 (275 amino acids)
Source: RefSeq, a predicted model, not a curated record